AGAGCUGAGACGCCAUUACAGGGUGCUGGAUCUCCAGGAGGAUUUUACUGUAAUUUCAAAGGGACAGAGGUUUGGUGAGUCUUGUUUUUAAAGGAUACCUCACAUAUCAGAGAAAAUGGCUGAGAAGAAGAUUGAACUUGUUGAACGUUUCCUGAGUUGUCAUGUGUGUUCAGAGACGUUCAGAGACCCUGUGUCUCUGAGCUGUAACCACAGCUUCUGUUCAAACUGCCUGAAGGAAUUCUGGGAGAAAACUGAGAACAAAAACUGUCCCAUUUGUAAAAGAAAAUCUUCAAAAGAAGAUCCAGGUGUGAACUUCAGUCUGAAAGAACUGGCUGAUUCAUUUUCUGGGAGACUGAAAGUUGGAUCAUCUGAGACAGAAAGAAGAGAAAAGAAGGUGGAGGUGGUCUGCACAAAACAUCAAGAAGAACUUAAACUGUUCUGUAAAGAUGAAAAGAGACCUGUGUGCUCUAGCUGUGAUUUUCCUCAUGAUCGUGAACACACUGUGGUUCCUGUAGGAAAAGCAGUUACUGAAAUGAAGGAUCAGCUGAAAUCUGACUUAGAGUCUCUAAACAACAAGAAGAAGAAAUACAAGCAAACACAGAAAACAUACGAUGCAAUAAUCCAACACUUAGAGAAACAGGUUUUGUUCACAGAGAAUCAGAUCAGAGCAGAGUUCAACAAACUCCAGCAGUUCCUGAAAGAGGAAGAGGAGUCCAGACUGGCAGCUCUGAGGGAGGAAGAGGAGCAGAAGAGGAGGAGUGUGAUCAGAGAGAUGAAGAGGAUUGAGGAGCAGAUGUCCUCUGUGUCAGACAGUAUCUGUGCUGUUGAAGAAGAGCUGCAGAAAGCCAGCGCUCCAUUCCUCAUCAGUUGUAAAGACACUCAGAGCAGAGCCAGAGCCCAGUGCUCAGUGUCAGAGCCACAGCUGAUCUCAGGAGCACUGAUCCAUGUGGACAAACACCUGGGCAACCUGUCCUUCAGAGUCUGGGACAAGAUGAGGGACAAGGUCCACUUCAGCCCCGUCAUCCUGGACCCAAACACUGCAAACGGAUGGCUUCAUCUGUCUGAUGAUCUGACCAGUGUGAGAAAUGGAGACACUUAUCAGCAUCUUCCUGAUAAUCCAGAGAGAUUCACUGAAUAUUUUGAUGUUCAUGGCUCUGAGGGCUUCAACUCAGAACACAGCUGGGACGUGGAGGUGGGAGACCAUCCUGACUGGACUUUAGGUUUGGUUAAAGAGUCAGCUGACAGGAAGGGAGAGACAGGUGCUUCACCAGAUGAUGGAUUUUGGUGUUUAGUUCAUGACAGUGGAGUAUACAGUAAUGGUGAUGGUCAGACUGUGACAGUGCAGACGAGUCCACAGAGGAUCAGAGUUAAACUGGACUAUGACACGGGGAAGGUGUCCUUCUACAACGCUGAAGACAAGACUCACAUCUACACUCACACAGACACUUUCACUGAGAAACUCUACCCUUAUUUCUUGGUUGGAGAAGCUGCUGAUGCUGAAACCACUGAUAUUAAAAUCUGUCAGAGGAAGAUUUCACUGACAUAGAGUAUGACAUGACUUUAUAUUAAUGCACAUAGAAAUUAAAUGAGUUAAACAUCCUGUUUAAUGGAUGUGAUUUAAAAUGUUUGUUAAUGUGUGCAGUUUAUCUUCUUUAAACAAACGAGAGGGAUUCAGUUUGUAUUCUUUAUGUUAUAUGUAUGUGCUCAAAGAAACUGUUUCAAUAGUAAUCAAUUUAUUACAGCAUAAUAAAAAUAAAACAUAGUUUUUUGUAGCUGUAUUUCACCACGUACUAUUGAAGAACUUUUUAUUGUUAAAUCAUAUUGUAACUGUUAACGACUAAAAAACAUUAUGAUCACAGAGGGAAACAUCUACAUGUACAAGCUGAGUUUUUAUUACCUUUGUCAUAAUUGUGUUUUUGCUUUUUUUUAACAAUGCUUUUAUCGAGACCAGGUUGUUUGUCAUAGUAGUUUGUUUCAUCAAUAAUUGUUCCAGGAAGUAUUUUACUUUAAAUA
Molecule: messenger RNA, 2013 nt
Organism: Sphaeramia orbicularis (orbiculate cardinalfish)
Lineage: Eukaryota; Metazoa; Chordata; Actinopteri; Kurtiformes; Apogonidae
Product: tripartite motif-containing protein 35-like
Molecular function (GO): zinc ion binding; protein binding
Source: RefSeq, a predicted model, not a curated record